Molecule: messenger RNA, 722 nt
Organism: Malurus melanocephalus (red-backed fairy wren)
Lineage: Eukaryota; Metazoa; Chordata; Aves; Passeriformes; Maluridae
Gene: MRPS18A
Product: mitochondrial ribosomal protein S18A
Exons: 6
Coding region: 37-609 (190 amino acids)
Biological process (GO): mitochondrial translation
Cellular component (GO): ribosome; mitochondrial small ribosomal subunit
Molecular function (GO): small ribosomal subunit rRNA binding; structural constituent of ribosome
Source: RefSeq, a predicted model, not a curated record
GAAGUGGCGUCACGGCAGCGUGACGGCCCCGGCAAGAUGGCGGCGCCCAGCUUGCUGUAUGGGGGACUGCGGCGGAUCCUGUCCGGGCUCCUGGGCAGCGGCUGGGCCGCGCCGCCCGCCCGAGCCCUCCGCCAGGUCGUGGAGGUGACUGAAGGCAACACGACCACAAUUGAAGGGAGAAUUAUAGAGGAAGCUGAAGCACCACCUCCUCCAAACCCCUCUGGCCAGUGUCCCAUCUGUCGCUGGAAUCUGAAGUAUAAGUACAAUUACGUGGAUGUCUUGCUGCUGAGUCAGUUUAUCCGUUCAGAUGGAGGGAUGCUCCCACGAAGGAUCACAGGCCUCUGCUUGGAGGAGCACAAGAAGGUUGCUGUCUGUGUGCAGAUGGCUCAYCGUGCAGGUUUGUUGCCAAACCACAGGCCUCCACUUCCUGAAGGGCAUAUUCCCAAGAAACCCAAGCUGAACAGGUACCUGACCCGCUUGUCCAUCAGAGCUGCAAAGCCCAUUUGGAGGAGGGGCCCUAAGUGGUGCAAAAAGCCUUUUCCAGUUGGACACCCCCUGCUGAAGGAUAAUGUCAAAUAUACACAAAAGCCUCUCUGUUUAAACCACUAGUGGCCAGAACUGGUGUAGUCAGUAAGCACAUGUUUUCCACUGUUCUGCUGGGUUUUUUUCAAGUUGGUCUCUAUCUCAAAUUUUCUUAUUACAAAAUUGUUCUUAGUGCUCUA